Trifolium pratense (red clover) is the source of this 2022-nucleotide messenger RNA. RefSeq names its product protein PSK SIMULATOR 1-like. The record is from RefSeq and is a predicted model, not a curated record. The coding region runs from base 409 to 1866 and encodes 485 amino acids. Gene Ontology annotation, biological process: positive regulation of growth. The transcript has a single exon. NCBI's taxonomy places the organism in Eukaryota, Viridiplantae, Streptophyta, Magnoliopsida, Fabales, Fabaceae.
CACAACAAACAGUAAAGCCACAAUCUAUGACACUUUUUUGCUACUUGCCACUUCAUGUGGUUUUAAAUACUUUAUUCAUCUUCACUCACUUGCCUCAGUCACUUCUUGCUCCCCUCUAUUUUUCCCUCUCCCUAUCUCAACAAACAAACACACACACACAUUCUCUUAUACAUCAUUCUUUUUUCUUCAUCAAACACCCCACGAUCCUCUCCCAACAUUUUCAAUCCUUUUUCUUUCUUUACACCAAAACAAACCCUCCCCACUCUUCAAUUAUUACUAUUAUAUUUCCCUAUUCUCUCUUUCACAUUUUAUCAAACACAUGGUGUUCAUUAUUCUCCUAUAGCUCAAACCUUUCAAAACCAACAUACCCAUCAAAUUACAACAACGUCCCAUUUCUUAACUCAAUCCAUGGCUCUUGAAACUCUCCUCUUCAAGGUCAAAACCGCCAUUUCAAAUAGCUUCGACUCUGUUCCACCUAAGCUUCUCAAAAAGAAACCUUCUUUCAAAUCCAAACGAAACGUCGACGUUUUAGCUUUCGAGAUCGCUGGUGUUAUGUCGAAGCUUCUUCAUCUUUUUCAGUCUCUUUCUGAUGCAACCAUCGUUCGAAUCCGAAACGACGCCGUUACUCUUGAAGGUGUUCGGAAAAUCAUAUCAAACGAUGAGUCGUUUCUUCUUGGACUCGCUUGUGCUGAGUUUGCUGAGACACUCCGAAUCGUUGCUAACUCGGUUACCCGACUAAGUCACCGAUGCGAGGAUCCUAAUCUUAGGAAUUUCCAUCGGGCUUUUCUUGAGUUUGCUGAUUCGGGCUGUGACCCAAAUGGGUGGGCUUUUUCCAGCCCAAAGGAAAUUGAAACUAAGUUUAGGAAAAUGGAACGUUACGUGAUGCUUACGGCAACUUUACACCGUGAAAUGGAAGAGCUUUCUGUUUUGGAAAAUGGGUUUAGAAAAGCUUUGAAUUUGAAUCAUCAUCAUCGAAAUAAUCAUCAUCGUAAUAAUAGUUGUGAAGGAAAUGAAGGUUCUUUGGGUGUUGGAAAAGAGCAGAAAAUUUAUGAACUUCAGCAGAAGAUUUGUUGGCAGAAACAAGAGGUUAAGGAUCUGAAAGAUAGAUGUUUGUGGAGUAGAAGUUUUGAUGGUGUUGUUUUAUUACUUGUGAGAUUUUGUUUCACUGUUUUAGCAAGGAUUAAGGUUGUUUUUGGUAUUGGUCAUUCUAUGCCUUGUUUGUCAUCACCUAAUUUGUCAGCUUCUGCAACUGUUUAUCCAAAUUCUUGUCAUGAAUUUGUUUCUGGGUCAUUGGAAAGCUCAGAGCUUGGAGAAAACAAAGAAGGUUUGGGAAUUGGGUUUUUCGAGUCUAACUCAAAGCUUUUGAAACCACCUCCUAGUACCUUAGGUGCUGCUGCUUUGGCUUUACAUUAUUCCAACUUGAUUAUAGUGUUGGAGAAGAUGAUAAAGACACCUCAUUUGAUUGGUUUAGAUGCUAGGGAUGAUUUGUAUGGUAUGUUACCUAGUAGCAUAAGGUCAGGUUUAAGGGCUAGGUUGAAAGGAAUUGGGUUUUGUGCAAGUGAUCCUGUUCUUGCUGGUGAAUGGAAAGAUGCUUUGGGGAGGAUAUUAGGGUGGUUGUCACCUUUGGCACAUAACAUGAUUAAGUGGCAAAGUGAAAGGAGUUUUGAGCAGCAAAAUUUGGUGCCUAAGACUAAUGUUUUGCUUUUGCAGACUUUGUUUUUUGCAAACAAAGAGAAGACUGAAGCUGCUAUAACUGAGUUGCUUGUUGGGUUAAAUUAUAUUUGGAGGUUUGAGAGAGAAAUGACUGCUAAGGCUUUGUUUGAAUGUGCCAAUUUCAAUGGUUUUAUUAAAUCUACAAAAACAUAGUAGUUAGUUUUAUUUUUUGUUGUGUUGAUCCUCGGUUCUUAGGGGAACUGGUCCUAGUAAUCUGGAGUUCGGCUGCAAAGUAAGUAAAGUCUGGCCAAGAAAUUGUUCCACCCAGAAAUACAUAGUAGUUAAUUAAUGAGAUUGGUUUCUACUUCA